AUGGCCUCCCAUUCCAUCCAAACCAUUGGCGUCAUCGGCACCGGCGUUAUCGGCUCCAGCUGGACUGCCCUUUUCCUUUCUAGAGGUCUGAAGGUAAUUGUGACAGACCCGGCUCCAGAAGCAGAGACCAAGCUGCGCGACUAUCUGGAGAAAACAUGCCCACUUGUACCAGGCUGCACUCUAACACUCGAGACGUGCCUGAGUAAUCUGACAUUCGUGACCAACAUUGAUCCGUAUCUCGAGAUCGUGGAUUUUAUACAAGAGAGUGGAAACCUCAUUGUGGUGAAUCAGAACGGCCCAGAGAGACUCCCUAUCAAACGGUCCCUGAUCGCCCACCUAGACGCCCUCACUCCCAGACACAUUCCAAUCGUCUCCUCGUCCUCAGGCAUUCCCUCAUCAAUGUUCAUAGCGGACUGCAAGAAUAAUCCAGCCCGGAUACUUAUCGGCCACCCGUUCAAUCCGCCGCACCUUGUUCCAUUGGUUGAAAUCGUUCCGCAUCCGCGUACGGCCAAUGAGCACAUCGCUGCCGCAUAUGACUUUUACAAAAGUCUUGAUAAAGACCCCGUAAUCGUUCGUCAGGAAACGCCAGGAUUUAUUGCGAAUCGCCUCCAGGCCGCGCUGUGCGCGGAGGCUUAUAGUCUAAUAGAAAGGGGUGUUGUAUCGCCAGAGGAUCUUGAUAAGACAAUGACAUCGGGCUUGGGUCUCCGCUGGGCUGUGACUGGACCUGUUAUGACGAAUACGCUCGGCGGGGGUGGAGAUUUCGGUCAUUUCAUGGAUCAUUUGGGACCAGCAUUGAAGUACUGGUUGGGUGAUAUGCACAAGCAUGGAUUUGACUUCGAGUCACAAGAAAAGACAGAUGACCUUAAGAAGCGAGUGAGCGUUUGGGUAUCGAAUCUUGAUUUAAGUGACCUGGAAAGAAGGAGGGAUGAGGUCUCUGAGUACAGCCUCAUGCUGACCUACAGCCGCAUUAUAACACUGCCAUAA
Aspergillus nidulans FGSC A4 is the source of this 984-nucleotide messenger RNA. RefSeq lists its product as uncharacterized. The coding region runs from base 1 to 984 and encodes 327 amino acids. The transcript has 4 exons. Gene Ontology annotation, biological process: fatty acid metabolic process. Gene Ontology annotation, molecular function: NAD+ binding; oxidoreductase activity; oxidoreductase activity, acting on the CH-OH group of donors, NAD or NADP as acceptor. The record is from RefSeq and is a predicted model, not a curated record. Lineage: Eukaryota; Fungi; Ascomycota; Eurotiomycetes; Eurotiales; Aspergillaceae.